GUAUAGAUUGAACUUAAACAAAUUUUAAUUUGUUUUUCCUUCACUAAUAGACAUGCCAAGCGAAUGAAAUCAUUCCACGAACAUUUCUCAACCACGAAGCAACCACGUGCAAAAUCCUGAAAUCAAAACAUACACGAGACUAGAAUUCUGAUGCUAUUUCGUGAUAUCUGAAUCAGAAAAUAUACAUCGCAGGGAAACUGCAAAGCUCUAUUGGGUAUUUGAUAGAGAAGAUUUAGGCUUGAAUGGCUACCAAGUUGUUUUUUUCUGCACUGGGCAUCAUAUACAUAUGUGGUGGGGUUGUGUUGGGGUUGGCGCCUUCAUCGGGGUUCAGAUUGAGGAAUAACAAUAGCUCUGGAGCCUACUUGACGCAAGACGAAAAAUGGUUUUCUCAGAGACUUGAUCACUACUCUCCUGCGGAUCAUCGUCAAUUUAACCAAAGGUAUUAUGAGUUCCUUGAUUACUUUCAGGUACCAGAUGGACCAAUAUUUUUAAAAUUAUGUGGCGAAUCUGCAUGCAAUGGCAUUGUAAACGAUUACACUGCAGUUUUAGCAAAGAAAUUUGGUGCUGCUGUAGUAUCCCUUGAACAUAGGUAUUAUGGAAAGAGUUCUCCAUUUAAAGAUUUGACAACACCUAAUCUUCGAUAUCUUUCUUCCAAACAAUCACUUUUUGACUUGGCCGCCUUUCGUAACUAUUACCAGGGAGUGAUGAACAGAAAGCAAAACCUAUCAAAUUAUGAGAACUCUUGGUUUGUUUUUGGUGUGUCAUACUCAGGAGCCCUUAGUGCAUGGUUUCGCCUGAAGUUUCCUCACCUGACUUGUGGAAGUCUUGCAAGCUCAGCUGUUGUUCUUGCUGUUUACAACUAUACAGACUUUGACAAGCAGAUUGGGGAGUCGGCAGGGCCUUCUUGUAAAGGAGCAUUGCAAGAAGUCACUAGGCUUGUUGAGGAGGGCUUAUCGAAUAAUGCGAAAGCUCUGAAGUCUAUGUUUGGUGCAGAGAAGAUGAAACAUGAUGGAGAUUUUCUUUACAUGCUGGCAGAUGCUGCUGUAGUAGCGUUCCAAUAUGGAAAUCCAGACACACUUUGCUCUCCUCUUGUCAAAGCAAAUGCAUCAGGAAACAAUGUGCUGGAUGUUUAUGCAGAAUAUGUAAAGAACUAUUUCUUUGGGACAUUCGGCUCAAGCAUUGAAACAUAUGACCAAGAAUCCCUGAAGAAGACCACUCUCAGUGCAGAGAGUGGUGAUCGAUUAUGGUGGUAUCAGGUUUGUACUGAAGUUGCAUUUUUUCAGGUUGCCCCAUCGAAUGAUAGCAUACGCUCGUCAAAAGUCGACACAAAGUACCAUCUGGAUCUUUGUAAAAAUGUAUUUGGUGAAGGGAUAUAUCCUGAAGUGGAUAUAACUAACUUAUAUUAUGGAGGCACAGACAUUGCAGGUUCAAAGAUAUUUUUUACGAAUGGUUCACAAGAUCCAUGGCGGCAUGCAUCCAAGCAAAAAUCUUCUGAGGAUAUGCCCUCGUAUCUGAUGACAUGUCAUAAUUGUGGUCAUGGAACUGAUCUUCGUGGAUGUCCUCAAAGCCCUCUAAGCCUUGAAGGGGAUGCUUCCAAAUGUGGUUCUCCCGAUGCGGUACAUAAAGUCAGGACACAAAUGAUUGAUCACAUUGACCUCUGGCUUUCACAAUGCGCAAAGCAAGGCGGGAGAUUUGUCAUGUAGAUGGCAUAAAAAGCCUUUUCAUCUGUCCAUUAAUUUUUACCAAAUAGAUCAAUGUAUAGAAUGUAAAUAUCUUCAAUGCUGGAGCAAUUAUUAGAUCUUCUAGGUUGCCAGUUAUUAUUUUAAGUGAAAGUACGGAUACAAUAGUAUUGUGAUUGCAUAAUGCCAUAGAUAAUUUCCCCAUGUUAAGUUUAUUGAGGAGACUGAUGAAGCAUUUCCAUAUCCGUGAUUGGUUCAAUAUUUGAUGUGUCAUUUUGGUGCAACUUAAUUUUAAUACAGUUUUUGGAUAUUUUAAUUUUUUAA
Molecule: messenger RNA, 2003 nt
Organism: Cryptomeria japonica (Japanese cedar)
Lineage: Eukaryota; Viridiplantae; Streptophyta; Pinopsida; Cupressales; Cupressaceae
Product: probable serine protease EDA2
Exons: 13
Coding region: 243-1703 (486 amino acids)
Biological process (GO): proteolysis
Cellular component (GO): vacuole
Molecular function (GO): dipeptidyl-peptidase activity; serine-type exopeptidase activity
Source: RefSeq, a predicted model, not a curated record